GCUUGCAAUUAGUGGAUAAAAGCUAAAGGGUCCCCCAAUCUGGUAUAAGAAAUGGACAAAGUAAAUCACAAGUUGGAAUUCUGGAAUGCUGAAGCUUCCCAUACCUUGUUCCUCUAUAUAAGUAAACUGCCAUAAGUUGAGAAAAAAAUAACCCAUUCCAUCCCAAUUGAUUGCCCCAAGAAAUGGCUAAUCAUAGGGCGUUGUUUUUCCAUUUGGCAUUUAUCUUUCUGCAGAUUUUCUCCAUUGAUGGACAGUCUGAAACUUAUAUUGUCCAUAUGGAUUUAUCAUUAAUGCCCAGAGCUUUUACUAGCCAUCAGAGCUGGUUUUUGGCUACCCUUUCUUCUAUAUCAAACACUGGGCUUGUGUAUGCCUACACUAAUGCCAUCCAUGGUUUUAGUGCAGUUCUUUCUCCGGCAGAGCUUGAAGCCAUCAAGAAAUCUCCUGGAUAUCUCUAUUCCAUUAAGGAUGCUUCGGUUAAGGUUGACACUUCUCACACGCCGGCAUUCCUUGGGCUGAGCUCCGACCACGGGGCAUGGCCGGUGACGGACUACGGCCGGGAUGUUAUUAUUGGGGUGAUUGACACCGGGGUUUGGCCGGAGAGUAAGAGCUUUGGAGAUGAUGGGAUGGGGGAGAUUCCGGCGAGGUGGAAAGGGGAAUGUGAGAGUGGAACUCAGUUUAGUCCUUCCAUGUGUAACAAGAAACUUAUUGGGGCUCGUUAUUUUAACAAAGGCCUGCUUGCUAGGAAUCCUAAUUUGACUAUUUCCAUGAACUCUGCUCGGGACACGGACGGGCACGGAACUCACACGUCCUCCACGGCGGCCGGGGGCCGCGUGGAGGGCGCCGGGUUUUUCGGCUAUGCCACGGGUGUGGCCACGGGCAUAGCUCCCAAGGCUCGGGUUGCUAUGUACAAAGCCCUCUGGGACGAAGGCGUUCAGCUGUCUGAUAUUGUGGCCGCCAUUGACCAGGCAUUGGCGGACGGGGUGGACGUCCUGUCGUUAUCACUAGGCGUUGACGGGCUUGCUCUGUACGAAGACCCCAUCGCCAUAGCCGCAUUUGCUGCAAUGGAGAAGAACGUUUUCGUUUCCACUUCGGCGGGGAACCAAGGGCCCUACUUAGCCUCUCUACACAACGGGACGCCUUGGCUUCUCACGGUGGCGGCCGGCACCGUCGACCGGGAGUUCCGGGGGACGUUAACUCUUGACAGUGGACUUUCCGUUUCUGGCUUGUCUCUGUACCCUGGAAACUCAACUUCAACGUUGUCGGCCGUUUUUCUCGGCCAAUGCACCGACACUAAACAGUUGAAGAACGCUGGCGACAAAAUUGUCGUGUGUCUAGACAAGAACGGCACGGUCGGGGACCAAGUAUUCAACCUCCAAAACGGAAAAGUCGGCGGCGGCGUUUUCAUAACCAAUGUCACCGACUUAGAAUUCUUGCUACAGAACCAAAUCCCCUCCGUGUUUUUAACCAUUGAAGACGGCGAAAAAAUUCUCCAUUACAUCAAAACCAAUCCCGCGCCAAAAGCAAAGCUGGAAUUUAAGAUGACCUUCCUGGGCACAAAACCCGCCCCAAAAGUUACAAGCUAUAGCUCAAGAGGCCCAUCCCCGAACUGCCCAAAAAUUCUAAAGCCCGAUAUUAUGGCGCCGGGCUCUUUAAUCUUAGCAUCCUGGCCGUCGAAUUCCCCUGUGACACAAUUACCCUCCGGCAAUCUUUUCAGUAACUUCAACCUCAUAUCCGGGACCUCAAUGGCCUGCCCGCACGCCACCGGCGUCGCCGCGCUUCUAAAAGCGGCGCACCCGGAUUGGACCCCGGCGGCCAUCCGGUCCGCCAUGAUGACCACCGCUGACGCCACGGACAACACCGCCGCCCCAAUUCAAGACAUCGGUUUAGACAACGCCGCCGCCUCUCCUCUGGCCAUGGGAGCCGGCCAUAUCAAUCCAAACAGGGCGCUCGACCCCGGCCUCAUAUACGAUGUGAGCACACAAGAUUACAUCAAUCUUAUAUGCGCCCUGAAAUUCUCGCCAAAUCAUACUCAGACCAUCAUAGGAACAUCAUCGUACAACUGCUCAAACCCAUCAUCUGACCUCAACUACCCAUCAUUCAUCGCCUUCUUCCCCGUCAAUGCCACUAUAUCUGAUCCCAACAGAGUCCAAGAAUUCCGGCGGACACUAACUAAUCUCGGAGAUGGAAUGUCGGUCUAUUCCGCAAAGCUGACGCCAAUCGACGGCGUUAACGUAACCGUUGUGCCUGACAAACUGGUUUUCACCAAAAAAUGCGACAAGCAAAGCUACAAGUUAAGGAUUGAAGCGCCACCAACAAUGGAUAAUUUCUUGGUUUUUGGGUCUCUCAGCUGGGUGGAGAAUGCAGGUAAACAUGUCGUCAGAAGUCCCAUUGUGGCCACAACCUUAAAUUUGGACGAUUAAACAACAUUUGACUCUUGAUUUACACGGUAAUUAGUGCUCUCUCAUUCCAAAGCUUUCUAAUUUUCAUCUCAUAAUAAUGUUUGUUUUUCUGUCACUUUUUUCUUUAACAUUUUCCUUAGGUUAACUCUUUUCCUUGUUUCAAGCAAGGUAAACAUAGAGAAAACUUCAAGAGGAAACAUAUUUCCGUUACUUGUAUUGUUUAACAUGUAUGUGUAUUGUAACAAAUAAACAAUUGUGCAAUAAAAUACAUUGUUUUUACAUUUAAA
Molecule: messenger RNA, 2686 nt
Organism: Ipomoea triloba (trilobed morning glory)
Lineage: Eukaryota; Viridiplantae; Streptophyta; Magnoliopsida; Solanales; Convolvulaceae
Product: subtilisin-like protease SBT3
Exons: 1
Coding region: 183-2420 (745 amino acids)
Biological process (GO): proteolysis
Molecular function (GO): serine-type endopeptidase activity
Source: RefSeq, a predicted model, not a curated record